Messenger RNA from Gastrolobium bilobum, 807 nucleotides. RefSeq lists its product as uncharacterized. The transcript is spliced from 2 exons. NCBI's taxonomy places the organism in Eukaryota, Viridiplantae, Streptophyta, Magnoliopsida, Fabales, Fabaceae. Bases 1 to 807 code for a protein of 268 amino acids. The record is from RefSeq and is a predicted model, not a curated record.
AUGGCUCGUGGCCAUAUUUGUCUUCCUCCUUCCCCUGAUUUUUCUUCUGGUUCAUCUUCUACAAUGGAAGAUGCUUCCAGCCCCUAUUUCCUCCAGAGCAGUGAUCAUCCUGGACUAAUUUUGGUAACUCACUCACUUGAUGGUACCAAUUAUAGUUCAUGGAGUAGAGCUAUGCUCCUUGCUCUCACUGCUAAGAACAAAUCGGUCUUCAUUGAUGGAUCUAUUCCUCAUCCCCCUGAUGUUGACUUGCUUUUUCCCGCAUGGAACUGCUUGGUCUACUUCUCCAAUGCUUUUGACGUCUGGAUUGACUUACGCACUCGAUUCCAACAAGCAAAUGGCCGUCGAAUUUUUCAAUUGAAGCACGAAAUCCCCUUCCUACACCAUGUGAAUGCUUAUUACACCAAAUUGAAGACUCUCUGUGAAGAACUUGAACUUCAGAGUCACAUUCUCAUCUCGUCAUGUACUUGCGGAGGUUUGCGACAUCUCUCGGUCUCUCGGCAGCAGCAUGAUGCUCUCCAAUUUCUUAUGAGCCUCAACGAUUCCUUUUCUUCAGUGCGCACCCAGAUCUUGUUAAUGGAUCCUCUUCUCUCGCUUGCUCGAGUUUUCUCCCUGGUUCUUCAAGAAGAACGACAACGCCAAAUUUCCAUCUCCAUUCCUGCCACUCUUGAUACAUCAUUACUGAAUUCAGUAAACACUACACAUAAUUCCCAUUUUCCCUCUGAUUCCACCUCUCCGGUGGUUGCAGCCACCACCACUCCUCGUCACCUUGUCCAUUUUGCACCUAUUGUCAUGCUCAGGGUCAUGUGA